GGUCUCCUCGAGAACAUUUCGUUUAUCGCCGCUACUUAUCUUUCGUCACAAAGACUUCACGAACCUGGUCAUGGGCGGCCUGAUGAGCUACCUGUGGGGCGGAUCCGCGGCGGCGGCGGCCGACGACGACGACCCGGCGCUCGACGUGCCGGACCCGGUGCUGGGCGUGACGCCGCGCGAGAAGCGCAUGGUCACCGACUGCUGGGACAUCGUGCGCCAGGACGCCAAGGGCAACGGCACCGAGCUGCUGCUGCUGUUCUUUACCAACAAUCCUGAGGCGAAGAAGAGGUUCACCAGCUUCAAGGACGUGCCCAUAUCAGACCUGCGCACCAACCCCAAGUUCCACGCGCAUGCUAACAGCGUCAUGUAUGCACUGACUGCUGUUGUGGACCACUUGGAUGACCCUGAGGUCAUGAUUGAGAUGCUGCGCAAGCAGGGCGAGAACCACGGCCGAAGGAAGAUUACAGAAGCAGAGUUCUUGGCAUUGAAGAAGGAUUUCUUUCAAUUUCUGCUAGAGAAACUCAGUGCAAAGAUGACUCCAGAGUGCAUCAAAGCAUGGGAGAAAAUUGCUGAUGCAGCAUUUUCUACAAUGAUCAACUCUCUGAAUGAGGUCCAGAAAAGUCAGCAUGUUAUCUCUUGAGCAGACACCCAAAGCAGCUACAACAUUUCCAUGUGAAAUUCAGUGCUACACUCAACAGCGUUGUCACAAUUGGAGAGUUGUUCCUCAGACCACUUUUACGAUGUUUAUAAUUUUAUGACAAGACAAGGGGUCAAAUGAGAAUUCAGAGUGUUGUAACAAAGGCAUAUUUUCAUAACAUUUAAUACUGUGAAAGACUGUGUUGCAUGCCAUUGAUGUUAGCACAGCUGACAGAACUCUUCUUAUGGACAAAACCAAGGAAAAUAUUUUGGAGAAACAAGAAAAGACACUGCUUACACAAUCAUCUGUCAAAUGUGCAAUGUUUAAAUAAUCAAGAAUCACUAGUGAGGAGAUGAGUUUCACAUCAGGGUAAAUGGAUUUCAAAAAAGGGACUGAAGAGGAAUGAGAAGUGAGUCAAAUGUGAACCAUUUUAUCUAAAAAAGACAAUAUAUUUUGCACCCACUUCAGUGACAUGGCAAGGAUUUUUGCUCUGUGUACUUAGAUACACUUCUUGUGAAGGUGUGAUAUUCUGUAUAGAUUAAAAAUGGUAUUAAUACACAAGCAGUUUCAGUGACAAUCAGGAGAACAAAAUGCCUGAAAUAUCUACCUAACGAGAGAAUAUUUUGGAGUCUGAUACAACAGAAAUAAUUAGCUCCAAUUGGCUCUAGUGGUUCUGCUUCCUUACUAUCAUAUGAAGAAAGCAGAACAUGCCAUAAGCUGUUCUUACUAUAACAAAAUUUAGUUUAGUUUUAACAUUUUAAUACUUUAUCCAGCAACAUAUUUUGACUAAAGGACAUAACCUGUGUAAGCAAGAUUUUAUCAUCCUGGAAGUUUGUAUGCUUGGGUAUUAACUUUUAUCAGUAAUUACCUUGUUUAAUUCAUGUUGAAUUUGUUUACCUACAGGAUAAUGCUAUAGUACUUUAAUAAGAUGAUCCUUUCCUUUUUUGUUCCAUAUUUUUUUCCUUCGUAUGUCGUCACUGUUUUCACAGCAUAAAUUUUAUUGGUAUUACAGUAAAAAGCUGUGCAUUUAGUGCACAAUUUUUAUUAGUAGAAAAGUUUUCAUGAGUCUCAUAUACAUGAUAUUUGAUAUAGUUAUUGGUUUACAUGGACUAAUAUGAAAAAUUUUAAACCUGUGUUACUAUUAUAUUUUAUAAUAAUUUAAAAUGCUGGUAUAUUUAACUGUGGACUAUGUUCGGUGACUACAUUUUAAAAAAAUUAAUAAGAGAUGAAAAAGAUCUCUGAAUACACAAAAAUAAUGAUCCUAAACAGUUUUAAUUAUGGAAUUCAGCUUACUUACUGUUAUCUUUUGCUCACUUUUCAACCACACUUCCUUAAUAUCUACGGGCUUU
Molecule: messenger RNA, 1986 nt
Organism: Schistocerca americana (American grasshopper)
Lineage: Eukaryota; Metazoa; Arthropoda; Insecta; Orthoptera; Acrididae
Product: globin-1
Exons: 4
Coding region: 71-640 (189 amino acids)
Molecular function (GO): oxygen binding; heme binding
Source: RefSeq, a predicted model, not a curated record